GACUUUCACAUGUAAUAAACAGGAGUGAGACACCGAGGAAGAGAGGACGAAGAAGAGGGCGGACAUGUUGAUUUAAAGGAAGAAGAAACACAAUAGAGGCGAAUUAUUUCAAGUAAAAUUCAGCUGUUGAAGCAAAUUGUAAAGAAAGUAGUUGAUCAACCGCACACCGAGUAUCCCUUGUAAAAUAACAGAGAAACUAAGGUGAUAAAUUUGAGUUGUUGGCUGACUUAGAGGAGGCAGCGGGUUGAUCACAGCCACAUCUGAACACUUCACACACCGAUCUGAAGACCUGUGGUGUUCACCUGAAGGAGAAAGAAAACGCACACUGAGUAGUCAAAAGGGGUGAAAAGCUUUUUGGCUUUGGACUAGACCCCCUUUUUUCAUUCGUGAUUUCAGGAUUCAGUUUUUCUCACACGCAAGCAACAUAAAUCCACACAGUGGAAAUUAAAAGAGAGCAUUAUAAACUAUAUGACUUUGGGGAAAGACUUGUACAAAGUUGGACAUCCUUUUUUUUCCAAGGACAAGGAUAUUGAGCAACUCUUUUGGACUCAAAGUGGAAACAGGAUACAUUGUUCAAUUUAGAAACGUUGAACUAAGAUUACAUUGAAAAAGCUGUUCCCCAAGUUCAGAUUGCCUUAGUUGUUCUAUUUCAGGACUUGAAGCGCUUUGAUACUUGUUCACAUAUAAUUUUUCUAUAUCGUGGGCAAGUAAAUUCAUGCAUAUGAAUGCAAAUUUCUCUUCAUUUUGAAGAGCUCUUGUGUAUAAAGGUGUUUUUUUUUGUUGUUGUUGUUGUUUCGUACGUCAGUCACUCUGUUGUUGAAGGGGACCGAACUGCACGUACAUGUGUAUAUGUAAAUACUAUGAAUUGACUUCUGUUGUGAAAGCUUUGGACUUUGGGAAAAAAUAGAGAAUAUUGUUUGUUAAUGCUUUAUUAAACUUUUUUACUUUUGAAGAGGAUUUUUAAAAGAAAAACCUAAGAGGCAAAAAUCUAAUACUUUUGAAGAAAAAUUAAAAAAACAAAAGGAGGAUAAACAGGAAAAAUGGCAACCGCCAGAACAGAAAACGUUGGCUCAGUCGUCAUGGGACUGAACAAGCAGAACGGGCAGCUCAGAGGACAGACCAAACCAGCUUCAGUCCAGUCAACACCCACAACUCAAGGAAAAGGUUUGGGUGCACCCCAGAUAGCAGGCGGUGCCUCUCAGGACGGAGGAGGCAUCAAGUUUGGAGAUGACUGGAAAAAGAGCCUAAAGCUCCCUCCCAAAGACAACAGGGUCAAAACCUCAGAUGUGACGUCCACUAAGGGGAAUGAAUUUGAAGAUUACUGUCUCAAAAGAGAACUCCUGAUGGGCAUCUUUGAGAUGGGUUGGGAGAAACCUUCUCCCAUUCAGGAGGAGAGCAUUCCCAUCGCGCUGUCUGGACGGGAUAUUCUGGCUCGGGCUAAGAAUGGAACAGGGAAGAGUGGAGCCUAUCUCAUCCCACUGCUGGAGAGAAUAGACCUGAAAAAGGACCACAUACAGGCGCUCGUAAUGGUGCCCACCCGUGAGCUGGCGCUGCAGGUGAGUCAGAUCUCCAUCCAAAUCAGCAAACAUUUGGGAGGAGUGAAAAUCAUGGCCACCACCGGGGGCACAAACCUGCGAGAUGACAUCAUGCGCCUGGAUGAGACCGUGCAUGUGGUCAUCGCCACGCCUGGAAGGAUCCUGGACUUGAUAAAGAAGGGGGUGGCAAAGGUGGAUAGAGUCCAGAUGAUGGUGAUGGAUGAGGCGGAUAAGCUGCUGUCUCAGGAUUUUGUGGUGCUCAUCGAGGAUAUCAUCAGCUUCCUGGCCAAGAAUAGGCAGAUCCUGCUCUACUCUGCAACCUUCCCCAUCAGCGUGCAGAAGUUCAUGGCCAAGCACCUUCAGAAACCCUAUGAGAUAAACCUGAUGGAGGAGCUGACUCUGAAGGGCAUUACUCAGUACUACGCCUACGUCACAGAGAGGCAGAAAGUCCACUGCCUCAACACACUGUUCUCCAGGCUUCAGAUCAACCAGUCAAUUAUCUUCUGCAACUCCACUCAGAGGGUGGAGCUCUUGGCCAAGAAGAUCACUCAGCUGGGCUACUCCUGCUUCUACAUCCACGCCAAGAUGAUGCAGGAAUAUAGAAAUCGUGUGUUCCACGACUUCAGAAAUGGGCUUUGCAGAAACCUGGUCUGCACUGAUCUCUUCACCAGAGGUAUUGAUAUCCAGGCUGUCAAUGUCGUCAUCAACUUCGACUUCCCCAAGAACGCCGAGACUUACCUCCAUCGUAUUGGAAGAUCAGGGCGGUUCGGUCACCUGGGCUUGGCCAUCAACCUGAUCACAUCAGAGGACCGAUUCAACCUGAAGGCCAUCGAAGACCAGCUGGUGACCGACAUCAAGCCCAUUCCAGGCAGCAUCGACAAGAGCCUCUACGUGGCCGAGUACCACUCGACCGGCCCAGACUGUGAUGCGGACGAGGUCGAGGAGAAACCAGGACAACAGCAACAACAGGACAGCACCUAAAGCAGGACAGUCGGGCACAUCGGGCUUUUGCAGCGCUUGCACACAGGCUUCAGGCAACUCUUCAGUUUCACAUUUCCCCCACGUUUUCAGAGCCCGUCGAAUGGAUAUAAAGGCUGUUUUUUAUUUUUUCAUUUAUUUUUUUUUUUAACAUUUCCUGAGCUUUUCCUCAAGUGGAGCUGCCUCAUUCUUUUAAUUUUCUAAGUUAAACUGAAUUGUUUUGCACCAGACUCGGAGUGAACCGUGCGUCCUGCGUGUGACCUCAGGCUGUUUCUCCUUAAAAUUUAUCUUGGUUAGUCAGCAGGGCAAAUGAGUAUCAAAGCUGUUAUGAACCCGUCGUCCUUGGAGACCGUUUUCAUCGCCAGCGGCAAGGUCGGUCCCGUUCCAGUGUUACAGUGGUGCACUUACACCAGCCAUCGCUCUGUCCACUUACACUGUUGUCGUCACUUAAGUGCCUUACUUGCUCCCAUGUGCACUCAUCCAUUCAUAGCCUGCUGCCUUCUGUCACGCAGCAGAGUACGAGCACAAAAAAUAUGAAUUUGAUAGUGACCCGAGUUUAUUUAAACAUCCAUUAUGCAAGGGGAAAAGACCACACACACACACACAUACACACUCUAACUCUCCCGCUGAGAGGUGUGCUGAAACACUGCUCAAACUCCUUAAAACAAAAAAAAUAACAUCCUGAAUGUGAACGUUGCAAUAAAAAAAAAAAAAGAACGGGCAGCUUUAUCUAAAUACUGCGUGACUGUUUUUCCCUUUCGCUUUGAAUAAUACACGAGCUGACGUGAGAAGACGGCCAAACACACAACCCCCCCCCCAUUCUGAUUCAUGGAUGUUAGCCUGCAACCACACAAACGGCUCGCGAGAUGGAAAGCAGCCUCGUGCUGUGAAUCUGUGGCUGUUGCUGGUGAAUUCACCUGCAGGCAGCUGUGGUCUGGAGGCUCUUUCACAUGGGGGGGGGGGGGUCAUACUGAGCUGGUGAAUACUGUAAACCACGACCACUGUCGCUGUAGCUGAAAAACUGGUUUCCCCUCCUGUAGCACAGGACUACUGCAUCAGAGGUCGGUUCAGAAGAGUUUUGACAGCCACAUUUGUCAUUACUAAGCUGAUAGAUAAUCGUGCAUGCGUAGGUCCAGGGACGAAAUGUUUUGUUUGUGUUUGGUGUUUUUUUUUGUCAAAGUCUGUGCAAAACAAUAGUUUAACUUCUGUCCUUUUCUUUUCUCCCCACCGCAUCAGAUUCAGCUGUAUUCUGGAGUUAAUUACAAAAGCAUUUUGUCAGGUCCUAAAGUCAGACUUUCUUUUUAAGCCCCAUUGUGACAAAAACUGAAGUCGGUGAAUGUAUUUGUUGCCAGUGUGUACUCUCUAUAGCCCAGUGGCUGAACGCCAAACUCUUCAGCGUAUUGGACCGUGAUUUGUUUUGCUGCUGUUGCAUUAGAAACUCCUCUCCAGGCUUUGCUUUUAUGAAAUGGUUUCAUGGACCACAGUGUGAUGAAACCUGCUCAGUCUACAAAGGACCACACUGACCUUCAGUUGACCUACGACUACAAUUAGGAAACAAACGUCCGGGUUGUCUCUGCAGCAGCAGAAAGGGAGGGCGAGGGGUGGGCUCUGCGUUUGAAAGCAAAAUUGUAGCAUCUUUGAACUGGCAGCUGUGACUUCUGUUUGUUUUUUUUGUUUUUUUUUGUUCUCCCCUAACAGAGCGUCAGUAAUGCUAAAAAAAAAAAGAAAAAGACAUAAAAAAGAAAGUAUUUUUACUUUUAAGAUUUAUUUUUGAUGUUGCUUAAAGCAGUUUGAAGGGGUGGGGGGGGGGGGCUGUGAGGCUUUAGCACUGGGUAACUUCUUGAGGUUUAUUGAGGUUUAUUUUGGGUGGGUUUGCAGAAGCCAAGUGUUUUAUCAGGUGCUCUCUGGGCAUCUUGAAUCUUUCCUUCUCUCUGGUACUGAAAGCAAAGACGAAAGCUUCGAUUCAGAGUUGUUUUUCCCUCGAAAGCCUACGCACGACGCUGUUGGCUUUGCGUUUUAAGUGCCGGAGUGAGCGUUAAGUCUAUACAGGAGUGAGUUUCUGAAAAGCGCUUGAAGCACUGUGAUCUUCUCGAACCUGCUUCGCGUCUGUGUGGCGGGUGGUCAAAGUGCUGUGGUUUGCUUUCAGCAACUCAGUCCGUUUUCCACUAAGGCAAUCUUUAAUACGAGGUGUUAUGAAUCAUUUGGAGGAAACAAAAUGGUAAAUGAUUCAUUGUUUACACUAGUCGUUUGCAAUUAUACAGAAAAAGAAAAUUACUUUGCUUCAUGGGUGGCAGAGGAGGAGGAGGUCGAGUUGGGGUUUUUUUGUUUUGUUUUUUUCCUUCAAAUAGAUUUUCAGGAUUCACAUUGAAGCAAAACCAAAAAAGGAGAAUGUCGUGUGUGUAUGAGAGAGAGAGAGAGAGACCUUUAGCAGUGUGUGUGUGUGUGUGUGUGUGUGUGUGGGAGAGAGAGGAAGAGAGAAAGAUGACUGCUUGAACUGUGUGUGUGUGUGUGUGUUUGCGUUUGAGUGAGAAGACCAUGAGAUGCAUGUUUGAAGCUGUGACAGGCGACAUUUUGUUAAGAAUCGUCGCGUUUGCGUGCAGCUUCGGCUGAAGCGUCCGUCUGGAUUGUCUGCAUUAGCAGCUCGUCUUUGGGGCAAAGCAGCCUUCACUCGAGUAACCCGAGCUGCGUCGGUUAGCCGUGUGGGUGAACAGUCUGAAGCUGCAUGUGAGCGUACGUCUUUUAUUUCCCUCCCCUGUGUCUUCGCGUGCAGUUUGUGUUUUUGUUGGUGGCGUACGUUGUCUCAAAUGUCAGUAUGGAUGUUUACAGUUGUCAGGGAUGUGAUUUUGUUUGUUUGUUCGUUUCGCCUUCUUUUCAUCUCUCGCUUCCUCCAGGAGUUCAAGUUUGUGGACAUAAAUCUCAUUUCUAAGUCAUGUUGAUGUUUUGAUCACAUCCCUGACAAUCAUUCCAUAAUCUCCUUUGUGACUUAACACACGUUUAUGUGUGAACCUCGGAAGACUUUGAGAGGAUUGCUGUGGGGUUUUUCAUGUUCUUUUGUUGUUGUUUGUUGCAGUUUUUUUUUGAGGAGGACAACAUUAAUAACAUCUCUCUGCUGUUGUCACUAACGGCAUGAUGUCAUCCCAGACCUUUGCCUGGAAUCUGUUCCCGAAUGCUUAACAAAGAAGAAAAAACGACCCUUUUAUUACAACUUCAUUAUUCUUGUAGUUCCAGCCAUAUGUUAAAACUGUGCCAUUAUUUUAACUCGCCAAAGCAAACGCUGGCGGCUCAGAGCAACUCGGCGCGGCUGCUGCGGGACGUUUCGAGAGCUCAGCACUAACUUGUGGUGAGAGCAGUUGCAUCAGAGUGACGUCUGGAGCCGCGAAACUUUUGCCGGUUUUGACAGCGUGGGUUUAUAAAAUUUUAUGUCGGAGCGAACUCGUGCAUCAGCGGUCACAAAGGAGGUUAUGAUGAAUGUCGAGUGAGUCAGUCGGUUUUUUGUUUUUUUUGUCUGGUGUUGUCGAUGCGUCUGUGUGUGCGCUCUGACCUGUGGAGUCAGGAGUGCUGACGGGUGGGAGGGAUAUUUGUCCAAUUAUUAAAAAAAAAAAAAAAAAAAAUCGAGGGUGGGGGGUUACUGUUAAAAAAUGGAAAGGGUGAGGAUUUGGGUACAAAAUAUGGCAGUUUUGGGGAUUCUGCACAAUCUGAAUUGGUCAACAAAGGAAAAUCUCUGAAUUCAAAGUACUGUUUAUGGCAGAACGGCCAUAAUAACGUUUCUACUGUGCGUAGCUAAUCUGAAUUGGACGUCUUAAUUUGCUGCACUAAUGUAGACUCGCCCUUGCUUCAGGUGACAUCAGCCAAACUUAAUGAUGAACUCUGCAGAAUUUUAGUAAGCUGAUGGUAACAACAGUAUUUCCCCUGCAACAUGGAUAGAAGACUUUCAAUUGGCUUUCAAAUUUGUUAUUUUUCUGGUUGUUUUAUUUUUCUUAUUUUUUUUUUUCUCCAGUUCCAGUGUACUGGGUUGGGUUGGAAAGGAGUGGUAAUACAGUGACUCUAAAUUGGCUUUCAGAAAUGUUGUCAUGCUUUUUUAAAGAAAAAAGAAAUCAAAUGUUUCCAUUUAAAAUAAACAAACCCUCCUGUAGAGUUUUUAUUUGAUUUGUUCAGUCUUCUCCAUAUUCUCUGGUAUCUUUUUGAGGUCCCGCUUCUCCCAAGAUAAUUUUCAGCCCGCACAUUGAAGAGAGUUAACAUCCAUUUUGGACUUGAAUUGUAAUAGCUUAAAACCAGACUCCAUGUUUAGGACGUCUGUUUAUUUUCUCUCCCUCACUGUCCCAUGAUUUGUUUUGGUGCCAUUGUGUUAAUCACUCUGUCUUCUACUGUUGUAACGUGGAAAUACAUGCAGGGGUUUCAAAUUGAAUAAACUGAACUCAAAUUUA
Molecule: messenger RNA, 6937 nt
Organism: Scatophagus argus
Lineage: Eukaryota; Metazoa; Chordata; Actinopteri; Scatophagidae
Product: probable ATP-dependent RNA helicase ddx6
Exons: 13
Coding region: 1041-2516 (491 amino acids)
Biological process (GO): P-body assembly; cytoplasmic stress granule assembly
Cellular component (GO): cytoplasmic stress granule; P-body
Molecular function (GO): mRNA binding; ATP binding; RNA helicase activity
Source: RefSeq, a predicted model, not a curated record